GGGCCGUGGGGAGGGAGCGCGCCCCCGCCCCCUCCCGGGCCGCGGCUCCCGCAGCGCUGUGCCGGGCCCCGCUUCCCGUCAGCCCCCGCGGGAAGGCCCUGGGGUUCUCUUUGAUCCCCCUCCCCGACCGGGGCCACAGGUCGCUUAGCAACGAAGGACCAGCAAGAAGGGAGCUGUCCUAACCCUCCACAGGCAGGCCGGCAGGUGCACGACGCCAGCUCCCUCCUGAGGGGGCGGCGGCCUGGGGGCUACCAUGCCCCCCAACCACCUGUCAGUGCGAGAGAUGAGGGAAGAUGAGAAGCCCCUGGUGCUGGAGCUGCUUAAGGCUGGUGUGAAAGACACGGAAAACCGUGUGGCCCUCCACGCCCUGACACGCCCGCCAGCCCUUCUUCUCCUGGCUGCAGCCAGCAGCGGAUUGCGCUUCAUCCUGGCCUCCUUCUCCCUGGCCCUCCUGCUGCCCGUGUUUCUGGCUGUGGCCGCUGUAAAGCUGGGCCUGAGAGCCCGAUGGGGCUCUCUGCCUCCACCAGGCGGCAUGGGGGGCCCCUGGGUUGCUGUCCAGGGCUCCGGUGAUGUGUGUGGAGUCCUGGCUCUGGCCCCUGGUGCUAGCGUGGGGGAAGGAGCCCGAGUCACCCGCCUCUCUGUCUCUCCAUGGCACCGUCGCAGGGGCGUGGGCAGGAGGCUGCUGGCCUUUGCUGAGGCCCGAUCCCGAGCAUGGUCUGGGAGUAUGGGGGAGCCUCGGGCCCGGCUGGUGGUCCCAGUAGCUGUGGCUGCCUGGGGGUUGGCAGGGUUAUUGGAGGCUUGUGGCUACCAGGAAGAGGGAGGCUGGGGCUGUAUGGGCUACAUGCUGGUUAGGGAAUUCAGCAAAGACCUGUGACUAGAGACAUGCCCACUAGGGAGCUAUGUGAGGAACCAGCACCUAAGGAGCACAUUCUGUGUACCAGGCACUUUACACCCACCUCCCUCAGUGUCUACCCAGUCUGCUGGGCACCUGGUAAGGCACGCACCAAAGUUGAUGGACUUUCAUGCCCACAGUGGACCUACCAGAUGCAAUGGGGACUCUGAACUCAAGUAGAACAAAUCUCUUCUUGGCCUUUUGGGACCUCUAGGUCCACUCCCUGCCCCCUAGUCUGAAUGCAUUGAAAAGCCUCUUCCGGUUCUGGGUCUAUGUACAAAACCCCUGCUAUGUGUUGUAGGACUGGAAGGUAUAUCUGGGGAGAGUGAGAGGCAAAGUUUGCCUCCAAGAGUUCGAAUCUGUGAUAGGGUACCCCUAAAUGGGACAGAUCUUCUGGGAGUGGGUGGGGCCAGGAGCACAGCUUCUCCAAGCCCAUCUGGUUUUUUACACUGUUUGUUAAUAAAGCCUGAAAUUUCUGUG
Molecule: messenger RNA, 1372 nt
Organism: Meriones unguiculatus (Mongolian gerbil)
Lineage: Eukaryota; Metazoa; Chordata; Mammalia; Rodentia; Muridae
Gene: Nat14
Product: N-acetyltransferase 14 (putative)
Exons: 4
Coding region: 254-874 (206 amino acids)
Molecular function (GO): N-acetyltransferase activity
Source: RefSeq, a predicted model, not a curated record